Molecule: messenger RNA, 396 nt
Organism: Loa loa (African eye worm)
Lineage: Eukaryota; Metazoa; Nematoda; Chromadorea; Rhabditida; Onchocercidae
Exons: 7
Coding region: 1-396 (131 amino acids)
Source: RefSeq, a predicted model, not a curated record
AUGGGAAAGAAUUUAAUUAAAGGUGUUACAAUUAAUUUCCAAACAAGAAUAAAGCUAAGUAAUUACUAUUGCUUGCAGAGUAUUUCAUGGAACAAUUCAAAAAUGAGGCGAUUUCAGUCAAUCACCGUCAAAUACCAUUCAUGUAUAUUUGAUACUUUCAAGAAGCUACAAGAAUUACCUUUUCUAACAUUUCCAGAAUUCUUUUACAUUCCAGAAUUCCACUACAUUCAUUGUAAUUAUUCAAAUGAAACAAUCUAUGAUCUUUCUUCCAAAGUUAUUCAGACAAAUGCGCCAUUCGAAUGUGUCAACUUUUCAUUGGCAUAUAUAUAUGUGAUAGAAAAUUCUAAUUUUGUACAAACAAAUACUUUACGUAUUGAUGAAUCAUUGAAUCAUUGA